Messenger RNA from Mollisia scopiformis, 1952 nucleotides. RefSeq lists its product as uncharacterized. Gene Ontology annotation, cellular component: nucleus. The record is from RefSeq and is a predicted model, not a curated record. The transcript has a single exon. Lineage: Eukaryota; Fungi; Ascomycota; Leotiomycetes; Helotiales; Mollisiaceae. The coding region runs from base 58 to 1713 and encodes 551 amino acids. Gene Ontology annotation, molecular function: transcription coregulator activity; RNA polymerase binding.
GCCAGCCUUGUCACAAAUUAUUUUCGAAUCAGCAUCAAAGUCUACAAUGCGCAGAGAAUGUUGAAAUCCACACACAAAACCACCGCUCUCCCGGAGGGAUGGACAGAGCACAAAGCACCUACUGGCCAUUUGUACUAUUACAAUUCUAGCACGAAACAGUCGACUUAUACUCGACCAGUUGCAGCUCCAUUACCAGCAGCUCCGACACCUCCUCCGCCGAACAAUCCGUCCCAGAGCUUUCUGCAGUAUCAAAGUGUCGAUAGUCAACCAAGUGCUGGAACGGCUUUCAACAACUUUCUUCCUGCAGGACAAUCACAUGGCCGUGGCGGGUUUCAGAGCAAUAGAGGGCGAGGAGGUCAUGACCGAUCGAGAGAUUCCAGACCUCAGCCAACAGACAAGCCAAUCUCACGACAUGCCAUUCCCGAUAAUGAGUCCUGGUUCUUGAUACAUACGAAGUUGGGAAGGAGGUUCGUUUACAAUGCCGCGAAAGACCAGAGUUUCUGGCGCAUCCCCGACAAGUUGAAAGAUGGGAUCUUGGCUUUGGAUCAACAGAGGACUAGAGAAAAGGCGGAAGCAUUGGCUGCGCCUAAGGAGCCUGAAGCUCCACAGGGUGCUGCAGAAAGACCUGUGAUUGAACCCACACAAGCUCAACCACGAGACGCAGAAGCUGAGGACAGCUCGGAGUACGAGGAGGUUGAGGUCACGGAUGAUGAAGAAGAUGACGAGAAUCCUUCGAAACGGCAACGAACAGAAGAUGAUGCUCCAGAUGAGCCAGUCGAAUUCAAUGAGGACGAUAUCGCAUAUCAAUUAGCUGCAAUGGGUCAAGAAUAUGGUCUGGAUCCGGGAGAAUAUGGUGAUGAGAAUAUGGAUGGAUGGGAGGAAGGAGACGCAGGAUUGGAGAUGACCGAAGAAGAUUCAGCAGCCCUUUUCAAGGAUCUGCUGAACGAUUUUGGCAUCAACCCAUACAGUCCAUGGGAGAAGCUCGUCGAGGAGGGAAAGUUGGUCGAUGAUCUCAGAUACACUGCUUUGACAAGUAUGAAGGCACGGAAAGAAGUCUGGGAAGAGUGGUCAAAAGAGAAGAUUAAAACUCUGAGGGAAUUGCGAGCGAAGGCAGAGAAGAAAGAUCCCCGAAUUCCUUACCUCACCUUCCUCCAGAAAUAUGCGACGCCGAAAUUAUACUGGCCCGAGUUCAAACGGAAAUACAAGAAGGAAUCAGAAAUGCGAGAUUCCACAAUGUCGGACAAAGACAGAGAGAAAUUUUACAGAGAACACAUCAAUCGUCUGAAGCUUCCUCAGUCGACAUUAAAAUCGGAUCUGUCGACCUUGCUCAAAGCGCAGCCUCUCUCUCAACUCAACAAUACUACUCUACCGUCUCACCUACCUUCUGCCGUCCUGGCAGACAUACGAUAUGUCUCGCUGGAUAGCGGAAUUCGCGAUGAACUCGUUGAAGGUUACAUUUCAACCCUCCCUCCACCGCUAGACACCAAUGAUGAAGAGGAGACGGAGGAAAAGGCUAAAGAAAGGCAGGACCGGCAGCGUCGGCAGAAGGCGUUGGAGGAUCGUGAAAGGCAUGUUGCUGAAGAAAAGCGACGACAGAAGAGGAAUCUGGAAUUUGGGAAGGGUAGAUUGAGGGAGGAGGAAGCAGAAAUAGCCAGAGCGAUGAAUGUCUCGAAGAAGGGACUGAAAGACCAUUUGAUGGAGGAUGAAACAUAGACAGCAGAAAUGCGAAUCGAUACCCAAGCAUCGAAUUCAUCUCAUGAUUCGAUUAUGUCGAGGCUGUAAAUGUCUUACCCCUGAACCUUGAUCGACUCGGCAAUCCAGGAUUCUCGGCUCCGCAAUCUCAACUGAAACAUGAAACAUCUCAAUCACUGCCAAUGAUCUUGCUUCAAUCCAUGCUGCCACAGAACAAACAACAUGUCACCCUGGCCACGGCUUUAUUUGGGUUAAAUGGA